GACAAGGGGGCCGUGCAGGAGGGCGGCCUGGGAGUGUCCGGGUAACCCCCAGCCCCACGGUCACUGAGCCCCUCCCUGGGCCUGGGGGAGCCCCCGUGGCGAGCUGACCACCUGCGCUGACCACGCUGCAACAGGACGGCCCGAGGCCCAGGCGAUGGGACUUGGAGCAGGCCUUCCUGCUUCACUAAAGCCCUUACACCAGUCGUCCUUUAUUCUAAACUUACUGGAAAACAAUGGAACCUCUGGCACGUCUGCCAGAAGCAAGGGGGAGCCAGGCUAAACCACCUCUGCUGCACACAUCGCUGCCAGACCACAAGGACAGGGUGGCAGGGGCGACUCCCCCACUGCCCUGCUCCCACAAGUAAGCGGGCACGUGGCCCAGCCCUCCUGGCAGUCAGGUGAGGCCACAGGGCUAAUGUGUGGCCACUGGGGUAGGAGAUUGGGGGUGUGACAAACUGGGAAGCCGCCCGCCCUCUACUGCCCCCCGACUCCCCCUCAGUGGCUCUGACGGCAGAGACUGUCGGAGGGACAGCGCCCUGGGGGCGGGGGCGCGCAGCCCCACUGGCCUCUGGCUGGGCCGACAGAGACCUUCCAUCUCACCGAAGCCCCGUUACCGGUGUCUAAGCAACCACGUCACUGCAGGAAUACCAAGGUCCCUUGCUGCAGCUGGGACAGUCCGUAGCCGUGGCCACCUUCACAGUCCCCAGAAGAGCAUUAAACCCUCGGAAUCCCAGCCCCACCCACCAGGUCCACUCGGCGCCACCCAGCACGUCUCUGCCACGGCCACCUCGCCAGCCAGCGCGCACUGAGAUGCGGAUCCCGCUGCCCACAGCGCUCCUCCGCCUCCCUGGGCAACGCCACGUGGAGACCGUGACGGGGUCUGAGGGUCACAAGGGGGCUGGGGUGGCUGCUGCCCCGCGGACGUGGGCACCGGCCCGGCGUGCUCGGGGGAACCUCCUCUGGGAGCCUCGCCCUUGCCCCGCCCGCGUUGCCUCAGCUCAGCUCUGCCUCCCCACUGAGGGGCUACCCCGUGGGGUUGUCCUGCAGACCCAGGCCCCUCGCCAUGUCCCAGGUGAUCGAGUGCCUUCCGGGCCCAUCCCCUCGUGAGCUGGCGUCUGUUAGCCCCACUUCACAGCCUCAGCAAGUGAGUGAGACCACAGCUCUGCUCAGCACUCCGGACACCCACGGAGCUCCUGCGACGGCCAAGCAGCAAAGGCAGACCCGUGAGAAACAGGCAACACCUCCCCCGGUCCGGCAGGUUCCGGUUCAGCCAUCUGGGCCCUGGGGAGGCCACACCCUGUCUGCAAGGUCGGCAGUGGGGGGCUGGGAGGAGCUGCUUCGGCUGGAACCCCGCACACCUGGGGAACUCCGAGGCCCUCUUUGAGCACCAGGCGGUCACAUCAUCCUCUGGCCUGAGGCCACCCCAGUGCGAGUCCACCUGAUGCUACCUGGCUCCUGCUACCUGGUGUCAGGAGCAGAGACACAGGGCUGAACAGGUAACACGCGGAGAGGGAGAGAAGGGACCACGCCUCGGUCUAGAAAAGCUCCCAUUUGAGCCAACUUCGAGGCCUGACCGGGCGUGACCAGGGCUCCUGCUCCGUCUGUCGGUGGGCGAGCUUCCUCUCCACCCAGACAGUUCUCAGGUCCUCUCACGCACCCACGCCUCCCCCGACCACCCACCCCCACGAAGGACCGGUCUCCUUCUCGCCAGGCCACUGGCCCCGAAGCAUGAAGACCAGAAAACACCUGCCGGCCCCCCCGGGAGCAAAAGCUAUUUCCAGAAGAGAAGUGACAGCGGAGCGUGGGCUGUUUGCGGCCCAGCACUGCCCGGGACAGCGUCUCGGCAGGCGAGGUGGAGGAGCAGGCACUGCAGGAACAGCUCAGCUCUGGAGUCCAGCCCAGGUCACUUGCCCCCUGGGGCUCAGUUCCCUCGUCUAUGAAAUGAGGCAGAUGGGUCACCGCCCGGGUUGCCGUGAGGACUGGAGUCGCGCAGCCCGGCAGACAGGAAAGCUGAAGAGCCAGAGGGGCACCGUGGUGGCACCUGCCCAUCAGCGACCCAUCCCAGCCACACGGGGAGGUCCGUCUACAAGACACCAGUUGCCCAGAUGUUACACCCUUUGGGGCCUGGGGCAGUUCCUGUCAGGUUUCAAACCCUUCUAUAGCAUGCAGGUAAAAAAACAAAAAAAACCCCAGAAACCUAGGAACCUCCCCAGCCCACAUCUGCCUUUUAAACUCCUCGGCUCAGGGUCACCUGCAUCCUGGAAACUCAGGCACCUGUGCCCAUCAGCCCUUCCCACGGGGCCCCCUCAGGGUCAGGGGUCACAGGCCAGCCCAGUCUGUCCUCAGCACCAGCCUGGCCCACAGCAGGUCUGUGCCGGCACAGCACCCCUCCUUCGGAUCCCAGCCCAGACAAGCCCUGUGCUUCCCCAGGAAGAGGUGGCCGCCAACACUGUCACCUGGACUUCUCCUCUUCCUAACUGGGAGCAUCCACAUGGUCUGGACACUUGCCUCCCUGCCUGUCCCCUGUCGCCCCCACUAGAACGUGAGCUCCAAGAACAGCCACCGGACACGUCCUGCCCCAGGCUGCAUGCCCUGCCCCUGCCGUGCACACAGGAGGCGGCCCUUAAUUAAACGCUGAAUAAUGAAUGA
Sus scrofa (pig) is the source of this 2649-nucleotide messenger RNA. NCBI's taxonomy places the organism in Eukaryota, Metazoa, Chordata, Mammalia, Artiodactyla, Suidae. The record is from RefSeq and is a predicted model, not a curated record.